This is a messenger RNA of Anthostomella pinea, 3078 nucleotides long. The record is from the annotation of a GenBank genome assembly. Lineage: Eukaryota; Fungi; Ascomycota; Sordariomycetes; Xylariales; Xylariaceae.
AUGCCAAGCGCCAGUACCAGUCUGAGCCCAGUGUCGCCUGGCGAGCUCCUCGCAAUCGAAGACUCGCUUGGGGACUCGCAUUUCCUCCGUCAGCUUGACGGCGAGACAUCUAGGGUUCUGAUAGACCAGUUUGCCCGCCAUGUGGUGGCGUGCACCACAGACCGGACGAGUACAGACGGCCCUGAAGAGACAUCCGGUGAACUCCCUCCACCAGAUUUGAACACGCACGCCAUCCGUCUCGGACUGGCUUCGUUGGCUGCUUUCUUGCAGGCCAACGUCACCGGGCCCGUCCUUGAGAGUCCAGAAGCCGCCGAGCGAAUCUUCGUCUCUUCUUUCAGUCAAGCAGAUCCUUCACAUGUCGGUGGGCAAAGGACGUUAGAGGCAUGCAGAGUGCUGUGCCAGAGAUCCCUUGACACCGACGGCGUCUCUACGUAUUCAUAUAUCCCCCACAUCGAGCUUUUCUGUCUAGCACGCUUCAUCUUCACUUCGGGUCGCAUACUGCCCAUUGACACCUUUCAAUCUCUCGCAUCACAGCUUUCGUGGACUCGCCUGAGGAUCCAUCUUUGGCAUUACAAGCUUCUCACGCAACCUUCCCUGGGCCCUGGCUCACUUUUCACCAAAAGUGGUCGGUGGACCGACGUUGUCACCCUCCAGGAACUCAUUGAGCAGAGCCUCAAAGAUGCGGAAUCGGCCGUCUUUAGAACAAGCCACGCGGAGUCGGGCCUGGAAGAGCCCCCGUGGCCACAAGAAUCACGCGUCCAGUUCCGCUUAGAACAAGCGAAUUGUCAUAUACUACUGGGGAAUGACACCAAGGCUAAGCAAGCCUUACAAGCAGCUACACAGACCAGCGACUUCGUGUAUGCUCUCUCGGGUGCCCUAGGCAAGCGGACAAGAUUCCAGGAAACCAACAUUAGCCAGCUCGUCGUUCUUGCCAAAAGUCUACACCUAGCUCAAGGGCCGGACGGCGACAAGGACAGGAUCAAGGCGACUCCAGUGGCACUGUCGUUGAACGACGACACAUUGUUGGAAAACAUCAAGUUCAAUGGUGAUGAGGCGGCUGGCCAGCCCUCAUCGGUCCAAGCUGAGCUACAGGAUAUCACGCCUGAUAAUCAACCCGAACUACGACCAGAAGAUCAGAUCAUCCUUCUUACCGAGGCCACACUCAAAGAUACCUUCCUACCCGUUGAUUCCCUGACGUCGGAGGAAAUCCUUCCCUUUGCCGUGCGAGUCAUCGAGGACAAGGCGGCAAACUGGCAGGUCUACACCCAGGCGUUACUGGUACGGUCGCGGAUUGAGAUGAACCGGAGUCGGACGGUCGAGCGAGGGGUCUUGCAGAUGCAGGCCCUCGUUGACCAGGUUCUUGUCAACACGCAAGAGUCAGCAGCCUCUGUGGAACAAUCUGAAUCAAAACCAGACCCCAACAUUCCGGUAAUCCAAGUAACCUCUGAGGGUCAACCAGAUAAGAUGAACAAACCGACAUCCUUCCUACCAGCUCCUAAGCCAUCCGAGUCGGCAUCUCCAAAAGAACGGCUGCGAUACGUCAAUGCUCUUGCCUCGCCCCCUCGUUGGCAUCUUGAAUCGGAGCUCGCCUAUGCCUGGUCUUCCGUUGGUUCCCUCGUCUCUGCUUUGGAAAUCUUCAAGCGCCUACGCCUCUGGCCGGAGGUUGCUCUCUGUCUAGCUAGCACAGCUGCCACGGAUGAUGCAGAUGGCAGGGGCGCUGGAGGUGAGGAAAAAGCCCGUGCCGUGGUAAGGUGGAGGCUGUUCCAUCGGACUCCUAGUACAGGUGAUGAUGAAGGCGAUGUGAACAAUGGUGACGUUGAAGAAGACGAUAUCGAUAUCUCAUCGUUAAAGCCCUCCGACUUCUACGGCCCAGAACAUUCACCGCCACCACCCAAUGCGCCUCGACUAUUCUGCCUAUUGGGGGACAUGGAGAACGAUGCCCAACACUACAAGCGUGCGUGGGAUGUAUCCAACCGACGCUUCGCGAGGGCACAAAGGUCACUGGGCGAGCUCUAUCUGCAGAGAAAAGAGUGGAACGAGGCAAGAGAAGCAUACACGCUGUCAGUCGCUAUCAACAGAAUGAGUCCUGAGUUGUGGGGUCGGCUAGGUGAUAUCGAGCUUCGUCUCGGCCAUUUCCCGGAUGCGGCCGAGGCUUUCCAGAGAGGCUUGUCGACGGCGAAUGAUACUUCAGGCGGCGAGAAUGCUAGAACAUGGAGCAACCUCGGAACUGCUCUCCUUAGCUGGUACCGCGAGAUUGUCGAGGAGAGCAAAGCACGGAAGGAAAGGCUGAAGAACGACGAGGAUGAUUCAGCCAAUGUAGACGAUAUGCCCAGCACCAAGCGAGCCGCCGAGUUGGGAAGAUCUGCACCACAGCUGCUGCGGGACUCGCUGAUUGCUUUCAAGCGCGGUGCCACGAUCGCGGAUUCGAACUGGAGGAUAUGGGACAACGUGGUGACGCUCGCCGCGAGCCUCUCGACACCCGAUAUCGAUGAUAUUGUGCUUGGGUUACGGAGCAUUAUUCGGAUACGCAAGGCGGAAGAUGCGCUGGAUCUCGACAUCCUGGCGCUCUUGGUCCGUGAGGCGACGAAGACACCCAUAUCUGGUGAUGACGCCGGCCUGGAUGGGGUCUAUGAACCCGCGAGGGGGACGGCGGCGCAUAGAAUCAUCGCGAUUUUCGAGGAUGAUAUCGUACCCCUGAUCACGUCGAACUCGGCGUGCUGGGCGCUGGUGUCCCGACUUCGUGCUUGGAGACGAGACUGGGCCGGGGCACUAGAUGCAGCCGAAAAGGGGUGGAGAGCGGCGAUCGGCGGAGUGGGUAGCUCCUUAUCCGCUUCCAGCGCCGGCGGCGAACAGGGGAACUGGCUGACGGACGUAGAGGAGUGGGAUACGGUCGUGCAGAGGACCUCGGAGCUCGUCGCGGCCUAUGAGAACUACGGGUCACGGCUCGAGAGCGUCGGGACCAGAUGGAAGGGCAAGGCGAGGAGCGCGAUCCGCAGCGUCCUGGGGAAGGCUAAGGAGUCCUGGGAGGAGGACGAGCGGUGGGAUACUUUGCAGGGUAUGAUGCAGGACCUGAAAUGA